UUGGGCACAGGUUGGAGCGGUGCAGCCGGGUCCCGAAGCGGCGAGCAGUAUGCAUUCAGACUGCAGGCUGCUAUGGGCAGAGCGGUAAUGGUGGUGGGCAGGGGACCGACAGGGGCCGGGGUUCUCGUCCUGUCGAUUCUCAUCGUUCUCACCGCGGAGGACGGCUGUCGAGCGCAGAAAGGUGAUGGCUGUGGCCCCAGUGUUCUCGGCCCCAGCAGUGGGACGCUGUCCUCUCUGGGUUACCCGGGGACGUACCCGAACAACACGGUGUGCGAGUGGGAGAUCAGUGUGCCCCACGGCAACAGGAUCCACUUUCGCUUCGCCGAGCUGGACAUAGAAGACAGCGACUGCCAGGUCAACUACCUCCGCCUCUACAAUGGCAUCGGACUGAAGAGGAGUGAGAUUGUGAAGUACUGCGGUUUGGGCCUGAAGGUCAAAGACCUGAUCGAGUCUACUGGGAACCAGGUCACUGUCCAGUUCAUGAGCGGGACCCACCACAGUGGACGUGGAUUCUACCUGUCCUACUCGACCACUGAACACACAGAUCUAAUCACCUGCCUGGACAAAGGAACAGAUUUCCCCGAGGCAGAGUUCAGUAAAUACUGUCCGGCAGGCUGUUUGACGUCUACCGAGGAGAUCUCUGGUACUAUACCGAAUGGAUACAGAGAGUCGUCUCCUCUGUGCGUGGCAGCCGUCCAUGCCGGCGUGGUGUCCAACGCUGUGGGAGGGAGGAUCAGCGUGGUGAGCAGCAAAGGCAUUCCUCACUAUGAGGCCACACUGGCUAACAAUGUCACUUCCACUGGAGGAACUUUGUCGAACAGCCUCUUCACCUUCAAGACCAACGGCUGCUACGGGACGCUCGGUUUAGAGUCUGGCGGCGUGGCGGCCACUCAGCUCUCCGCGUCGUCCGUGUGGGAGUGGAACAACAACGUCGGUCAGCCCAGCGUGUGGGCGCCGUCGGGGGCGCGCCUUAAAAAGGCCGGGCUGCCCUGGGCGCCUUCGCAGAGCGACCAGCAGCAGUGGCUGCAGGUCGAUCUCAAGCGGGAGAAGAGGAUCACAGGUAUCACCACCACGGGCUCCACCCUCAGAGAAUACCAGUACUACGUCUCAGCGUACCGGGUCCUGCACAGCAACGACGGGCAGCAGUGGUACGUCUACAGGGAAUCGAACUCGACACAGGACAAGGUUUUCCAAGGCAACAUCAACUACCUGCAGGAGGUGAGGAACAACUUCAUCCCUCCCAUCGAGGCCCGCUUUGUGAAGAUAAAUCCGACCCAAUGGCACCAGAGGAUCGCGCUCAAGCUGGAGCUGCUUGGUUGCCAAGUGAAGGUGACCCUGAGGACGUUCCCCCCGUCUGGUCGGGCUCCACCUCCCGUGGGUACCAAGCGUCCACCUCGGCUCAGCCAAACCACACCCACCCCGAACAUCCGGAACACUACGAUGCCUCCUCACACCGGCAAAGAUGUGGCGCUGGCGACGGUUCUGGUGCCCGUCUUGGUCAUGGCUCUGACUGCUCUCAUCCUGAUCGUGGUCUGUGCUUUGCACUGGAGGAACAGGAAGAAGAGCUCCGAGGGGACGUACGACCUCCCUCACUGGGAUCGCACAGACUGGUGGAAGAGCAUGAAGCAGCUGCUGCCCUCCAAGAUGGUGGAGACGGAGGAUUCGGUUCGGUACAGCAGCAGCGAGGUGGGUCGGCUCACGGGGCGAGGCGCUGUGCCCAGACUGCACGCUGAACCUGCAGAAUACGCUCAGCCUCUGGUGAGCGGCGUCACGACACUCGGCGCCCGGUCGACCUUCAAACCGGACGAGGGGCCCGACCCGGGAUACUCGGACCCGGACCUGUACGACGCUCCCAUCUCGCCGGACGUGUACCACGCCUACGCGGAACCGCUGCCAGCUUCUGGAUCCGAAUACGCCACGCCAAUCGUGGUGGACAUGGGCUGCCACCCGUCGGGGGGCUCCGCUCUGAACCAGGCCUCCGCGGUGUGCAGCUUCAUGGGCGCCGGGCCGACCUCCCUGCUCACGCGGACAGACAGCAGCCACUCGGGGAGGUCCGCUUACGACACGCCCAAGAACGCCACCGGACAGGUCACGCCCACCGAGGAUCUGACCUAUCAGGUACCUCAGAGUAGCACUCAGAAGCCGACGGGACAGAGCUGAAGAGUCUGGAUGCACAUGGCCUUAACCGUACAACCCAACGGACAAAGAUAACGAGGGGUUGUUCACAGAGGCGGUCUUGAAUGAACACUACCUUUUAGCUUUAGGUUCAUCUGGAGAUGUCUGUAUUGCCUAAAUGUUUCUGCAUGGCCACAAUCUGCUUGUGUGGUGCCAUUUUUUUUUUUUUUUUUUUACAGUCCUAUCACUGAAACCACAACGAUGAAUGUGCCAGGCGUGAAGAGGCGGAGAUCGACGGAGGGAUGGAUGGAGGAUGAAAAGGAGGAAGCUGACUACUAUCUGAUAAAGACUUUGUCCCUGUUCUGUGAUCCUUAGUAGUUCUUGCAUUCUGUGAAACUGUGAUUUCAUUAUUAUUCUGUUACAAACUGAACCGGGUUCGACGGUUCUCUCACUGAAUUAAUCAGCGCGUCGCUUUCGGUGCCCCCCCGACGUCCGACAUCCAAGGUCAAAGAACUCCUUCGUUCUCGAGAAACUCGGUACGUUCUCGUCUUACUUCGUGACUUGAAAAUUGUGUAUAGCUCUAGUAAUUCCAUCGCCGCAAAAACUCUCAGAUGAUUUACUGAUAUUUAUUUUUAUUUCACAUCCUGCUGAUGAGGAGAAACUCUUUUUUUUUUUUUUUUUUUUAAUAAGCCCGCCGCUGACCCUCGCUGAUUACCGAUCAAAGAUUCGCGGUUGCACUGUCGUGGACGAUCGAUCCGAUGAACUCUCCAAAGUUUUUUUUUUUCUCUCUCAGACCAAAUGUUUUUUUGUUUUGUUUUUUUCUGUGUUAAUUCGCAACAGAACCGACUUUUGCAACCGAGUUCAAGCCAAAUAAACAUGAAGCAGUCUUAACGGAGAAGUCCUACAGGUACAGAGAACAGGUGGAUGGGUGAAUCUGUUACAGCUGAGUUUCCUGUGUGUGUUUUCGAUUUUUUUUUUUUAUUUGUGCAUCGCGGUGAUUGUCUCGUGUUGAAAUGGGUGUUUGAAAUGUCCUAUUACAUUCAAGUGUGACUUCCUUGUAUCGUCUGUAUGUGUGUGCUGAGUGUGUGUGUUUGUUGUUUUGGCUUCUAGUUGCAGUAGGAUGUGUUAAGUCAUUGUCUGUAGCACCACUAGACUGCAUUCCUCUCCUGUGGUACUAAUCUGACCAAACGCUCCGUGGCAGGAGUGCAGACGGAGAGAGAGGACAGGAGGAGGGUGGAGGCGUUGUUAUUCGAACAGCUGUGCCACCGACCGAGGCCGUGUACGUCCAGAGUUCGGGAUUAUGUCGAUGUGGCUCUCACUGAUUGUACAUAAAGAGAAAUAAAAAACUUUAAAAGAAA
Messenger RNA from Larimichthys crocea (large yellow croaker), 3473 nucleotides. RefSeq names its product discoidin, CUB and LCCL domain containing 2 (gene dcbld2). The coding region runs from base 73 to 2160 and encodes 695 amino acids. Gene Ontology annotation, cellular component: plasma membrane. The record is from RefSeq and is a predicted model, not a curated record. Gene Ontology annotation, molecular function: signaling receptor activity. The transcript has 15 exons. NCBI's taxonomy places the organism in Eukaryota, Metazoa, Chordata, Actinopteri, Sciaenidae. Gene Ontology annotation, biological process: wound healing.